Messenger RNA from Sardina pilchardus (European sardine), 2157 nucleotides. RefSeq names its product basement membrane-specific heparan sulfate proteoglycan core protein-like. Bases 22 to 1935 code for a protein of 637 amino acids. Gene Ontology annotation, biological process: cell surface receptor signaling pathway. The record is from RefSeq and is a predicted model, not a curated record. Lineage: Eukaryota; Metazoa; Chordata; Actinopteri; Clupeiformes; Clupeidae. The transcript is spliced from 12 exons. Gene Ontology annotation, molecular function: transmembrane signaling receptor activity. Gene Ontology annotation, cellular component: plasma membrane.
AGAAACUGGACAGCACACAGCAUGGAGCCCUGUCCUCUGGGCCUGCUGCUGCUCGUGCUGAUCUUGUGUUCCUACUCUGGACAUGCUGCAGAUCCCCCUAUAGCUACAGUGGCUGUAGUGUCUCCUCAACCUCCCUACUAUGCUGGAGACAAAGUCACCCUGAGGUGUGAUAUAGCAAAGCACACAUACUAUUACUGGUAUAAAGGCAAUAAUCAAAUUAACAACCAGAAGACCCUCAUCAUCCAUCUCCCUGAUCAUGGCCAGUACACAUGUCAAGGAUAUAGAAGUGAUAGGAAUCUGUAUUCUCAGAGGAGUGCUCCUGUCUCUAUCAGUGUCACAGCUCUGCCCACAGCUACAGUAACUGUAGAGUCUCCUGAGGGUCCAUACUACCCUGGAGAUGAGGUCACUCUGAGGUGUGAUGUAGUAAAGUACAGUGACUGGUACUGGUAUUCCUGGUACCAAGAUGGAUAUUACGUUAAGACUGAGGGACGUCAAGCCAUCACCUUUUCCCUCUCUGAUGAAGCUGGCCAGUACCUGUACACAUGCAGAGGGACAAGAGAAAAAAGACCAAAGACUUCCCAGCAUAGUACUGCUGCCUCUAUCAGUGCAAGAUCUUUUCCAGUACCUACAUUGACUGUACAUCCCAGUCCUGCGUUUACUGGAGAAACAGUCACUCUGACAUGUGUAAUACAGCCCUCAACUGGCUGGACAUAUGCAUGGGAUAACCCCCCAUCAUCCAAAGCCUCUAAACCAAACAGCAACAUCUACACCAUCAGCAGAGCUACUGUAUCUGAUCAGGGGAAGUAUAAGUGCUAUGGAGUGAGAGAGAGAAGCAGGAAAUCAUCACCUUACAGCAACACUGUUCAGCUCACAGUGGAAGCGCUGCCUGUGGCUACACUGACUGUAGAGCCCCAGAGUCCUGUGUUCACUGGAGAGACGGUUACUAUGAAGUGUGUGAUAGAGUCUCUCAGUGGCUGGACAUAUAAGUGGUAUAAGGACUCCAGUACAACCCCAGUGUCUGAGGGAAACACCUUCACCAUCAGAGGAGCUACUGAGUCUCAUAAGGGCCAGUACUGGUGUCAGGGGGAGAGGGGAUACAGACCCACAACAUCACAACCAAGCAGGAGAAUUACUCUUGAUGUUAAAGCGCCACCUUUGGCUACACUGACUGUAGAGCCCCAGAGUCCUGUGUUCACUGGAGAGACGGUCACUCUGACGUGUGUGAUAGAGUCUCUCAGUGGCUGGACAUAUAAGUGGUAUAAGGAGUCCAGCACAACCCCAGUGUCUGAGGGAAACACCUUCACCAUCAGAGGAGCUGAUGAGUUUCAUAUGGGCCAGUACUGGUGUCAGGGGGAGAGGAUUGACAGACCCACAUUAUCACAACCAAGCAGGAGAAUUACUCUUGAUGUCAAAGCAUCAAAGCCCAAACUCACAUUAAGUCCAGCCCACCAGCUCCUCACAGGAGACUCAGUGACUCUGAGAUGUGAGUUGGGUGUUUCCUCUGGUUUGGUGUUCAACUGGUAUAGACACACACAGAACUCUGAUCCUGUGAACCAGACUGAUGGAGACUCUUACAGCAUCAGCUCUGUUAACAUCUCUGAUGAAGGACAGUACUGGUGCAGAGCUGGGAGAGGAGUCUUCUACAUUCAAUAUAGUGAUGCAGCUGAGAUAAAGGUUACAGAUGCUGGGUCCUCUAAGUCCAUGGUAACAGUAGGUGGGGUGAUUAGACUGCUUCUUGCCUUUGCUCUGAUCAUUUUAAUGGUCCUGAUGUAUUGCUCCCAGAAAGCAAAGGGUUCAGUGUCAGUGAUGCCAAACCCUGGUCUGCAGCAGAGCGACAGUCACAGUCCAACCUCACAGAACAGAGUUUUAGGUGGUGCUGUGGCUGGAACCAGUGAUGUGGUCUAUGACGAGAUUGAGCUGCAGGAUACACUCUAGAAGUCUGAUGUGUGUGCUCAGAGACAACACAUUUUGCAUCAAUUUCAACUCAACACAUUAGAUAUGUCAUACAGUAUAUUGACACAUUUGUGCCAUUCUGACACACUGUGUGUCAGUAACGUGUAGUUUUAAACAUACGUUAUGCAUAUUAGAAGGGUACUUUAUUUCAAUAUUAACCCACUGAUGUCCACAAAUAAAUAAAAAAUAAAAGAUAAAAAACAA